AUGAACUUACAUCUCCAGAAUCCCCCGCCAAGAGACCCAUCUGAAGGCGAAGGCGCAGUCUCAAAUGCGCCGGAGCCUACAACAUCCCCACGCUCCUCCACAUCUAUCCCGACACCUGUUCCAAUGGACAGUAGCAGUGGCCGCAAUGCUGACUCCGCCCCGCCCCCCUCCCACCCCAUCUCAUCCCAUUCAGCCUCGAUAGUAUACACACCAGAUUCUCUCUCCCAAUCACCCACGCAGACCACUGCCAAUCCGCCCACAGCAGUGGAUCCAUUGUCCCCUCCGCCACCAGCACCAGGACAGACGCCAGUUCCCAUCCUACCAACUCAAACCGGAGCGGGCACAACCGCCAUGCACCCACCACCCAUCCCUAACUCUAUCCCCCCACCACCACCGAAAGCAGGCCAGAUCCCAGCCGCCGCCUCCUCUUCCGCUUCCGCUUCCACCUCCCGAUACCAACCAGCCCACCCCGCCCUGCAACAUCAACAACAACAACAACCAGAACAACAACUACCACCCCCACCCCCGCCACAGCACAACCAAUCCCUCACCCACCCGCCCGGCUACGUGCAAAACCCAGCCAUAAACGAUCCCCGCAGCGCACACACCUACACCUACACCCACAACUACCCCUACGGCGCCGCCUCCCCCGCCCCGCCAGCAAACACAAGCAACGUCGGCGGCAGCUGGCGCUGGGACGACGCCCCCGGUGGCGCGGGGGGGAGGUAUGUGUAUCAGGACGGCAGGGGGUGGGCGGGGCCGGGGCCGGGGACGGGCCCAGACGAUGUCGAUGAGGGUGCGUGGCCUGGUGCGGCGAUGUGGCGGGGCGCGGUGGAGUUGGUGAAGACGGCGGGGAAUCGGCUUGCGGAGGCGGAGGCGGGGGUGUGGAGGUGGGUUAAUCGGCGGUGA
This is a messenger RNA of Histoplasma capsulatum G186AR, 909 nucleotides long. RefSeq lists its product as uncharacterized. Lineage: Eukaryota; Fungi; Ascomycota; Eurotiomycetes; Onygenales; Ajellomycetaceae. The coding region runs from base 1 to 909 and encodes 302 amino acids. The transcript has a single exon. The record is from RefSeq and is a predicted model, not a curated record.